AUGGAUAUCUUGGUCGAUGAGUCAGUCAUCGUUGCCGUUGCUGGUGAGGUCAAUGACACCAGAGAGCAGCCUUGGAAGCGCUACUUAGCGCUUGAGAAGGCUGAGGGCAAAGUUGAACGUGCUACAUGGCAGCCGGGGCAGCAGAAGCCUUGGGAAAAGCCCUGGAUUGGCUGGCAAAGCGCUGUCGCCGCCAACAACCCUAACACUCAGGGCACUUGA
Penicillium daleae is the source of this 219-nucleotide messenger RNA. RefSeq lists its product as uncharacterized. Lineage: Eukaryota; Fungi; Ascomycota; Eurotiomycetes; Eurotiales; Aspergillaceae. The record is from RefSeq and is a predicted model, not a curated record. The coding region runs from base 1 to 219 and encodes 72 amino acids. The transcript is spliced from 3 exons.